Nezara viridula (southern green stink bug) is the source of this 1486-nucleotide messenger RNA. The record is from the annotation of a GenBank genome assembly. NCBI's taxonomy places the organism in Eukaryota, Metazoa, Arthropoda, Insecta, Hemiptera, Pentatomidae.
GUCUGGGUUAGGGAGAGUUUCCAUGUCAAGAUUUAAAAGUAGGAUUAUUCUUCAUGAAUCCCUUUCUUUAGUGGUUUCGUUCAUCUAAAUAUUAUUUAUAGAUUCAAAAUUACUCUGUUAUAAAUUAUAAAUCUGCAAGUUUUUAAAUUAUUUAAACAAAAAUGGAAUUUGGUAUUGGAGCUCUCUCAGCCAUUGGUGCUUGUUUUUUCACAAAUCCAUUAGAAGUUGUUAAAACACGCUUCCAGCUGCAAGGAGAGCUUCGAAAAAGAGGUCAGUAUACUGUCCAUUACAAAAAUUUCUUACACGCUGGUUAUAUAAUUGCAAAGACAGAAGGAAUUUUGGCUCUUCAGAAAGGUCUAGUACCAGCGCUUUAUCACCAAGUGCUACUGAACGGUGUCAGGCUCGGAGGAUACCAAAUCGCUGAAGAUAAGAAUCUGUACAAGAAAAAGAAUGGUGAAGUAUCCCUUUUGAACACAAUCGCGAUAGGUGGUGUCAUGGGUGUAGCUGGAGCUUAUGCAGGAAGCCCUUUACAGUUGAUGAAAAUACGUCUACAAGCACAAUCGGCAGAGAGUAUAGCUGUAGGAACUCAACAUAAAGUUUCUGGCACCUUUAGUGCUUUAACGGAGAUUUGGAAAUCGGAGGGUUUCUUUGGCCUUUGGAGAGGAGUGACUGGUUCUGUUCCCCGUUUGUCCGUAGGAUCCGCCAGCCAGCUGGGAACUUUUUAUGUAGCCAAAGAAUUUCUUGCAACUAAUUCAUAUUAUCAGGUAGCUCCUGGUCUUUUAAACACUUUCUUGGCAAGUAUGAUGGGUGGAGUCGUUGUAGCAAUCACAAUGGGUCCAUUAGAUGUAAUUUCAACUCGACUCUACAACCAAGGUGUUGAUUCUCAGGGAAAAGGAGUCUUGUAUUCUGGUUACUUUGAUUGUGUCUCAAAAAUGUGGAAAACCGAAGGCUUCAGAGGAUUCUAUAAAGGAAUAGUACCUUGCUACAUGAGGAUUGGGCCACACACAGUUCUUUGCUUCGUAUUUUGGGAUGAACUGAAGAAAGUACACCAAAAGUUUUUUAGGUCUGAAGAACCGUUGGUCACUUCUUGAAGCUUGUAAUGUAAAUUACUGAAUAACAUGAACAUUAUAUGACAAAGGAAAAAAUUAUGGCCGUUAUUUAUAAACCACAAUGAACAGUAUUUUACUUGCUUAAGAUAAAUUUAACAGCUUCAUGCAAUAAAUAAAUUUUUAUAUUUAAAAAGAAAUGAGAAACGUUACUUGUUCUUCUGGUCCAUCUAGGACGUUUUAUUUUUAGCAUUAACUGUUUCUUCUUUCUUGAGCAACAUUUUAUUAUGUUUCAUCUCUAAUUAAUCAUAUGCUACAGUUUGCUGUUCUUUGUUAAAGCUGUAUUAAAUUAUUUAUAAAAUGUUGAAAUGUUUAAUAGUUUUUAAAUUUGUUGAUUUAAUGUUAUUAUAUUUUAAUAAUAAAGAGUAUAUAUGUUUUUU